AGACGCGCGAUAGCUGUCUUUGUAUAUUACUGUUCAAAUUCUGUGUUACCCGAAAAAAUAGAAAAUGAACGGAGAUUUGAUGCAGAUGACAGAUGCUCUUUCUAACGCUACGUUAGCAGGGGCAAGAGAACACACACUCGCUGUUACCAGAGACUACAUUUCUCAACCAAGGCUAACUUAUCAAACGGUGUCUGGAGUCAACGGACCACUGGUAAUUCUUGACAAAGUAAAGUUUGCAAAAUAUGCGGAAAUUGUGACGUUAAACUUGGCUGAUGGAACCCAGAGAAGUGGGCAGGUUCUUGAAGUCAGUGGUGAAAAAGCUAUUGUACAGGUAUUUGAAGGUACGUCUGGUAUUGAUGCAAAGUACACAACAUGUGAAUUUACUGGAGAUAUUUUAAGAAUUCCAACUUCAGAAGAUAUGUUAGGUCGGAUUUUCAAUGGUUCUGGGAAACCUAUCGAUAAAGGACCUUCUGUUCUUCCUGAGGAUUAUUUGGACAUCCAGGGUCAACCCAUCAACCCUGAGUCAAGGAUUUAUCCCGAAGAAAUGAUUCAAACAGGGAUUUCAGCCAUUGAUGUUAUGAACAGUAUUGCUCGUGGCCAGAAGAUUCCCAUUUUCUCGGCCAAUGGUUUACCACAUAAUGAGAUUGCUGCACAGAUAUGUAGGCAAGGUGGUUUGGUUAAGAUGCCGGACAAGAGUGUUCUUGAUGGACACGAUGACAACUUUGCCAUUGUGUUUGCUGCCAUGGGUGUGAACAUGGAAGCUGCCAGAUUUUUCAAGUCAGAUUUUGAGCAGCACGGUUCCAUGGACAAUGUUUGUUUGUUCUUGAAUCUUGCUAACGACCCAACUAUUGAGAGAAUCAUCACACCACGUAUUGCGCUCACAACGGCUGAGUUCCUCGCUUACCAAUGCGAGAAACAUGUCCUUGUUAUUCUCACUGACAUGAGCUCAUAUGCUGAAGCCUUGAGAGAGGUGUCUGCUGCAAGAGAGGAGGUACCAGGUAGACGUGGUUUUCCAGGUUACAUGUACACCGAUCUUGCUACAAUAUACGAGCGUGCUGGUCGUGUAAGCGGAAGAAAUGGUUCAAUCACUCAAAUUCCUAUCCUUACUAUGCCUAAUGAUGAUAUCACUCAUCCUAUUCCUGAUUUGACCGGAUAUAUCACUGAAGGCCAAAUCUACAUCGACCGGCAGUUGCACAACAGGCAGAUCUAUCCACCAAUCAACGUGUUACCUUCGUUAUCCCGUCUUAUGAAGUCAGCUAUUGGCGAGGGAAUGACAAGAAAAGAUCAUUCUGAUGUAUCAAACCAACUCUACGCCAACUACGCCAUUGGUAAAGAUGUCCAAGCAAUGAAAGCUGUUGUUGGAGAGGAAGCUCUUACACAAGAUGACAUGUUGUACCUUGAGUUUCUUACUAAGUUUGAGAAGAGUUUCAUUGCUCAAGGUUCGUACGAAAACCGCACCGUGUUCGAUUCCUUGGACAUCGGUUGGGAGUUGCUUCGUAUUUUCCCCAAGGAAAUGCUCAAACGUAUUCCACGCAACGUCAUCAACGAAUAUUACCCUAGAAAAAAGCCCGCAGUCCCAACCAAGUGAUUUUACUUACCAAAACUGAAAACCUGUUAAAACGCCGUUACUGGUGCACAAGUCUAAUAGUUUGGGAUCGGUACCUUUUCACUUGAUUGGUUAAUUGUAUGUAUUUAUGAAUCAUUUUAUUCUGUCGUAUAAGCAAUGCGACUCGUAGUUUAUCGAGCGUGUGCCAUUUACAUCCGUAUAUAAAGGACACGUUCCAUCGUUUUCAUAUUGUGAACUGAGAAUUGUGUGAAAGUUGGUUUAUGUAUCUGUGCAAUAAAUAAAUCGCUUAUGCGAA
Molecule: messenger RNA, 1862 nt
Organism: Ciona intestinalis (vase tunicate)
Lineage: Eukaryota; Metazoa; Chordata; Ascidiacea; Phlebobranchia; Cionidae
Source: RefSeq, a predicted model, not a curated record